Messenger RNA from Telopea speciosissima, 1390 nucleotides. Its product is annotated as IAA-amino acid hydrolase ILR1-like 4. Gene Ontology annotation, cellular component: endoplasmic reticulum. Gene Ontology annotation, molecular function: IAA-Ala conjugate hydrolase activity. The record is from RefSeq and is a predicted model, not a curated record. The transcript is spliced from 6 exons. Gene Ontology annotation, biological process: auxin metabolic process. Lineage: Eukaryota; Viridiplantae; Streptophyta; Magnoliopsida; Proteales; Proteaceae. The coding region runs from base 31 to 1368 and encodes 445 amino acids.
CUGAAUUGAUCUGAACUGGUUUGUUAUUCGAUGGAUCAUUUCUUUUAUCUUCAUCUCUUUCUGCUACUCUUCAGCAAUCUUAUCUCUUUCAGCUCUUCUUCGAAUCCAUAUUCGUCUUUUUCUCUUGGAAACUAUGGAUAUUCUUCGUCUUCUUCUUCUUCUUCUUCAUCAAUCAAAGAAGAGAUAAUUAGGAUAGCUAAUGCUUCUGAGAACGUGGAUUGGCUAAAGAGGAUAAGGAGGGAAAUCCAUGAAUACCCAGAACUUGGUUAUGAAGAAUUCAAGACCAGUGCUCUGAUAAGACGUGAGCUUGAUCAGAUGGGUAUUGGAUAUCGAUGGCCUGUUGCAGGUACUGGUGUGGUGGCCACUAUAGGUUCAGGGUCCCCUCCCUUUGUUGCUUUAAGAGCAGAUAUGGAUGCUUUGCCAAUUCAGGAAAUGGUAGAGUGGGAGCACAAGAGCAAGAUAGAUGGGAAAAUGCAUGCCUGUGGACAUGAUGCACAUGUUACCAUGCUACUAGGUGCUGCAAAGAUACUGCAAGAACUCAGGGACACAUUACAGGGAACUGUUGUUCUUAUAUUUCAACCCGCCGAGGAACUAGGCAAUGGAGCACUAAGAAUGAUCAAAGAAGGUGCACUUGAAAAUGUAGAAGCAAUCCUUGGGAUUCAUGUGGUUCAUCGUUAUGAAACAGGAACAGUGGCUUCUCGGCCUGGAGAGUUUCUAGCAGGUUGUGGAUCCUUCAAAGCAGAGAUCAAAGGAAAAGGAGGUCAUGCAGCUUUACCACAAGAGUCAAUUGAUCCCAUCCUGGCAGCCUCAGCAUCAGUAGUUAGUUUGCAACAUAUUGUUUCAAGAGAAACUGACCCUUUGCAGUCUCAGGUGGUGUCUGUGUCCACGUUCCAAUCUGGAAAUGCCUUCAACGUCAUCCCGGACACGGCCGUAAUUGGUGGUACUUUCAGGGCAUUCAAAAAGCAGAACAUGUAUUUGUUAAAGCAAAGAAUACAACAGGUUAUUACAGGGCAAGCAACAGUACACAGAUGCUCAGCUACCAUAAACUUUUCCGAAGAGGACCAUCCACUGAUUCCUCCAACUGUGAACAAUGAGACAGUUUUCGAUAUCAUGCACCAUGUCUCAACUGAGAUCGUGGGAGACAACAACACUCACACUGCCCCUUGCUUCAUGGGUAGUGAAGAUUUUGCCUUCUACUUGGACAAGGUACCUGGAUCAUUUCUCAUGAUAGGUACAAGGAAUGAAAGGGUAGGUUCAGUCUACCCUCCACAUAGCCCUUACUUUACAAUUGAUGAGGAUGUCCUACCUAUCGGUGCUGCAAUUCAUGCUGCAUUUGCACAUACAUACCUAAUAAGUUUAACUCAGUAGUAACAUAUCUCAUUUUUUUUAA